AUGUCAGUGCCAAUGCCAAAGCCGCUGCAAAGAUUCUACUCUUUGUUCCCUCUUCGUAUAUAUGACGAGCCUUUCUCACUUCCAACGACAACCUCAACCUCGCCUUUUGCAUCUGGCACCGGUCCCGCACAUCCUACACUUUUCAUACACCCUCCAUCUGAUCCAACAAAGUCGCUACUUUCAACUGACGUUGAAUGCGUCAAGUGGCAGGCAUACCUCGCCUUACGUGGUGUUUCCAAAAGUAUCAACAUUCGCUGGGAUUUGUCUCCUGAAGGGGCGAUAGACCAAAGGCUACCAAAUCUCUACCUCCCGGUCAAGCAGAUGCAAAAUGUCAAGGCGGAGAUGAAGGGAGAGCUGCUCGAAAGUAGCCGGAUCCCAAGCUGGGUAGAUGGGGAACUUGGCCAGAAUCGGGCACCUCGUGGCGAAGACGAAGACGAUCACAUAUUGGAGGGAUAUGUGGACGAAGACGCCCGUGACGAAAGUCGUGCUUGGGUCAUGCUCCUGGAGACCGACAUAGAUGCUGCAUUACGAGCCACCUCCACGAAUAGAGACUCGUUUUUGAAGCGUCUAAUAACAUUUCCGUCACCAAUGGUUCCAGAAAGGCCUCUCCUCACGAAGCCAUAUACUGGACUUUCGUCAAUGAUCACUCCGUUUGGCAGCGCUGUGAUCAUUACACCUAUCCUAGAACGUUAUGCGGAGGCCUUGAAAGCUCUCAGUUUGCGCUUGGGCGGAUCACGGUGGUUUCUUGGCUCGAGAGGACCAACUGCCCUAGAUUCUGUCGCUUUUGCCUAUCUUCACUCCGCACUGGAGUCUCUAUAUCCAGAAAUUCGAGAAGAGGCCAGGAAAUGGGUGAAUCUUGUGGCAUGGGAGCAACGAGUACGCGAGAGUAUCUCGGCAUCUUUACACCACUAG
Serendipita indica DSM 11827 is the source of this 912-nucleotide messenger RNA. The record is from the annotation of a GenBank genome assembly. NCBI's taxonomy places the organism in Eukaryota, Fungi, Basidiomycota, Agaricomycetes, Sebacinales, Serendipitaceae.